This is a messenger RNA of Aaosphaeria arxii CBS 175.79, 2731 nucleotides long. RefSeq lists its product as uncharacterized. The record is from RefSeq and is a predicted model, not a curated record. The transcript is spliced from 3 exons. Gene Ontology annotation, molecular function: DNA-binding transcription factor activity, RNA polymerase II-specific; zinc ion binding; DNA binding. Lineage: Eukaryota; Fungi; Ascomycota; Dothideomycetes; Pleosporales. Bases 176 to 2284 code for a protein of 702 amino acids. Gene Ontology annotation, biological process: DNA-templated transcription; regulation of DNA-templated transcription.
CCUUCGGCAAUAUCCUAUCAUUACUCACUCAUUCAUACCUUAAGGCCAAAGUUGUGUUCAACCUCGUCGGCUUUUUACAGACAAUCAUUUCCCCUUCAUCGAUUCCCUGUAUUUGCCCGCAUCACAACCUAGAAUUCCCCAGCUUUCGGGGUCGAACCAUCGCACUCAAAGUCCGAUGGACGAGAACGAGCCGAAUAAGCGACGCAAACGCGGUCGACAUGCCGCAGCCUGCACCUCAUGUCAUCGGCGCAAGCAGAAGUGCGAUGGUGCUCGUCCAUGUUUCAAUUGCACCCGCCGGAACGUGACUUCGUCUUGUGUAUACGGCGAGCAUGUUCAACGCCCCAAGAAAGCGGACUCUGAGGGGAUUCAGCGUCCUGUUACCCCUCCCCCAGUGAUAGUCCAUUCCGAGGCCUCUCGCGACCGACCUCCAAGCAGAACAACACCUACUGAAGGCACCUUGGGCACAGGUAGUGGAAACACACCAGAACCACGAGACCCUCCUGUCGGCAAUCUAUUCAGUAGCCGCGAUGCGCCGUCCUUCUUCGGCUCAUCAUACUUUGGCCCUCAGGCAGCUGCCAAAAUCAUCGAAGCUCCGGCCCCAGACUUAUCCUCAGGGAUUCGACACGCCGCGGGCUCAGCACACUCAUUUCGUGACGUGGGCGGGCCCUUCUCGCAAAUAUGGGAUUUGCUUGGAUUGCUUCCAAGGAAAAAGAGUAGUGUGGAUCGACUGACAGAAUGCUUUCUGAAUGACCUCAACUGGGCCAUUGACGCCGUACAUCCAGAGUCGUUCAAGGCCAAAUACAACCAGUUUUGGGAGAGGAAGUUCGGCUUCGACGACUUCGCCACGAUUGACCUGCGCUGGCUUGCACUUCUCUUUAUCGUACUAGCAUAUGGUGUGUUGCUUGAUUGUCCGCAACCAGAGAAUAGCCAAGUACAACGGGAGCUCCAAGAGACAUCGUUGCGAUUCUACUGGGCUUCGCGAAGAGCCAUCGUUAUUGCGCCGACAUUCUAUGGAGAGUCUACAGAUCUUGUUCGAGCUGGCGUGCUUGUAACCCGAUACCUCAUUCACCUGCGGAGGGCUCCAGAGUCUUGGUUGACGACAAGUUUUGCUAUGCGUAUGGCCCAAGCACAAGGCAUCCAUAUCGAUGGAGAGCGUUGGCGAUUAUCGCGCAAGGAAACGGAGACUCGACGACGCCUUUGGAGUCAUCUCUACAUGCUGGAUAAGACAAUUGCUCUUGCAAUUGGAAGACCUUUCGCAAUUGUAGAUACACAGUGUCUAGUAAAGAGGGCGACGAAUGUAUGGCUUGAUGACCUGAGCGACGAAGCAGCAUCAAAUGUUGGAGAAAAUUCGCUUUCAGAUCCUACGCCCAGCGUUUGCAAUUUCCUUGCUCAUGAUCUUGCAACGAUAAUCGGAAAAAUUCAGGAACGCUGCUUCGGAUUAUUUGCUGUCUCGUAUGACACAGUCCUUUCCCUGGAUCAAGAGAUUGUGGAAUGGGAGGCCAAAUUGCCUUCAUAUUUCCGUCUACAGGAUCCCGAUUUAAGCCUUGAUCAAUCACACCCAUUUCUAUGCUGGAACCGCAUGCUUCUGCACUCAAUGUAUCACUUUACACGAGUAACGUUGCAUAGACCAUAUCUUCUCCGGCAAAGCAUCACAAAUCGUUUCAAGCAGAGUCACGACGCCUGCAUCACAUCUGCUUGCGCUGAUCUCGACAUGCGAUUAAGAUACCUCGCACAGCCUUUCCACGAUCGCUUGAAAUGGUCACUUGGUCCACAUCAUUUAUUCAAUAGUGCUCUGGUGCUAGGUAUCAUAGCUGUGCGUGAUCCGCACUCUCGUCGAUCACAUGCCAUUCUCGAAGAUCUAUCAGCAUAUUGCGACAUGCAGCGCAACGACACAUGGCUGAACGAAUUUGCUCUGGCCGAGGUCAAGAUAGUAGAACUCUGCAUCAAGAAAGCUAAUGACCUGCGUCACGGCAAUCUGCCUUCAAUUGCUAAUAUAUCCACCGCGCCCAUGGCAACAGAACUCCCUAGCGUCGACCCUUCAACUACCGUCCACCAUGCUCCAAACGCUGCUGAUAGUGACGCAACGUUCACUACACCAGAUACAGACUUCAACACCGAGCCUUUCCUUGGGCUUCAUAAUAUUCCAGGUGGCAGUGGACCAUUCUCGUGGCAAACACCAUGGGCCGAUCCCUCUUUCUCGCUACUCGAGUCUGGAGACCUUCAACACUGGGAACAAGUUCUCGAUAGUAUCACACAAGACCAAGCUUUGUUUGGAGUCCGUUAAUUAUUAUUCAUUCAUACUAUCUAUUUCUUCAAUGGCUUUUGUUCGUACUCAACAGUGUUUACCAAGCUGCCCAUUCCAUGGCUCAUUACAAUUCUGCAGUCAUCUCCCGGCUUCAAGAACACCUUCGGUGUCUUGCUGACGCCAAUGCCGUGAGGAGUUCCGGUCAUAAUAACCGUUCCAGCCUCCAAAGUGGUUCCAGUUGAAAGAUACGACACAAUCUCGGGGAUGGAGAAGAUCAUGUCGUUUGCAAGGCUGUACUGCAUCGUCUCGCCAUUGAGAACGGUCUUCACCUCAAUCUCACCGGCGUUGGGGAUAGAGCUGGCAGCGACAAUGCAUGGUCCCAUUGGCGCGAAACCAUCCAUUCCUUUGCCGAAACCCCAUUGCGCUCCUCGGAACUGAUGCGUCCUUGCGGUUACAUCGUUGGAGCAUGUGUAGCCUAGAACGUAG